AUGGCAACGCUUGUGCUCGGACUACUCGUUGCGCUGUGUCCAACAGCUGUCUCGGUGAAGACGAGGCGAAGCAGCUGCCCUGACCGAUGUGAUGGCAUCUCCAUCGCGUAUCUGUUCGGGAUAGGGGCAGAGUGCUCCCUGCCGGGCUUCAAUCUCACCUGUGCGAAGGGCGUCAACAACCCUAGUAACCCACUACUGCUAGGCAACCCAAGCAUUAGGGUGUGGGAAUUCGACUUGCCGCCGUUGCUUCAGGAUUCGUUUCCUGCCGUCCACGCAAACAUCAGCUACUUUGUGAAGCUAACUCCUGCCCAGAACUACUCCGUGCACUGGGAGGCUCCAGGCAGACCCUUCGCCAUCUUUGGCUCCUCUAACGUGGCCCUCUUCGUUGUUGGCUGCUCUGUUAAGGCGACGUUGUUCAUCGGGGACUCCGCUGUUGAACUUGGCAACUGCUACGUUGCCUAUUACGACUCUAUGCAGCCGAAAGAGAAUUGCCCAAGAUUGUGCGGCAACAUUAGCAUUGCAUUUCCCUUUGGAACAGAAUUAGGUUGCUUUGCAAAGCUUCCACUGUAUCUAACAUGUAACCCAAGGCCUUCUCCUAUCCUUCAAAUGCCCGAUGGUUCGGUGGUCACUGACAUAUCCAUCGACGAAGGUAUCCUGCGUAUUCUCAACUUAUCAGAUACAGGCAGUUCCUUGGCCUACCUGGGAGCCCCUUUGUACGCUUUCUCUGGUGAACGCGUGUUGAGGUGGGCCGUCGACAACAAGACCUGUAAGGAUGCAAUGGCGUCUGAGGAUUAUAGAUGCUUCUCUAAUAGUGAUUGCUUGGAUGUCACAGACGAAAUGCUAUCACUCAAACACGUUGGUUAUCAGUGCAAGUGCUCUCAUGGAUUUGGAGGAAAUCCUUACCUUAGAUACGGAUGCACAAGUAUUAGCACUGGCAAGCAUCAAAGAGAAAGCAAACUUGUAAUAUUAGGUGUGACCAUUGGACUAAGCAGUGGCGGUGGCAUUCUAUUCCUUGGCGCAGUCUUUGCACUUCUUACACGGAGAUGGAAGAGGAGCGUUCAGAAACAGCUUAGAAAGAGGUAUUUCCGCAAAAACAAAGGUAUUCUCCUAGAACAACUAAUCUCUACAGACCAAGAAAACGCAAGUGAUGGCACAAAGAUAUUCUCCCUUGAAGAGCUAGAGAAGGCAACCAACAAUUUUGAUCCCACCCGUGUGGUCGGUCGUGGUGGCCAUGGCACUGUGUACAAGGGCAUCCUGUCUGACCAACGUGUCGUGGCUAUCAAGAGGUCAAAGGUCGAGGCAAGCUCAGAGAUUGAGCAGUUCAUCAACGAGGUAUCCAUCCUCUCACGGAUCAACCACCGGAACGUGGUGAAGCUUCACGGCUGCUGCCUUGAGGCCGAGGUCCCAUUGCUUGUCUACGAGUUCAUCUCCAACGGCACAUUAUAUGACCUCCUGCACCAUGAGCAGAAUGGUAUCCUGUUGCCAUUACCUUGGGAGGAGCGUCUAAGGAUUGCCGUCGAGAUCGGCGGUGCUCUCACUUAUUUGCACUCAGCAGCUACGGUGUCAAUUCUUCACAGAGAUGUCAAGAGCAUGAACGUACUUCUUAAUGACAGUUACAUAGCUAAGGUUUCAGAUUUUGGUAGCGUCGACGAGUUGCUGACAAGGAAGAAGCCAAUCUUCGAGAACGAGAAUGGCGAGAAGCAGAACCUGACGAACUAUUUCUUGUGGGCUAAGGAGGAGAGGCCCCUCGAGGGGGUUGUUGACAGACAGAUUUCGGGUGAAGCAAGUGAGGAAGCGAUUGCAGGUGUGGCUGGGCUGGCUGAGGAGUGCCUCAGUCUGACACGAGGGGACAGGCCUACCAUGAAAGAUGUGGAGAUGAGGCUGCAAAUGUUAAGGGGUCGCCAAUCUGUUGCUCCGCCUCGUGUUGGUGAGAGGAUCAGUGGGCUUGGUGGCGCUAUUCUGGUGCCUGCAUGUCACCAUGGUUCACGGCGGUACAGUCUUGAGCAGGAAUUUCUGUCGUCCUCACGUGUGCCGCGGUAG
Messenger RNA from Miscanthus lutarioriparius, 2040 nucleotides. The record is from the annotation of a GenBank genome assembly. NCBI's taxonomy places the organism in Eukaryota, Viridiplantae, Streptophyta, Magnoliopsida, Poales, Poaceae.